ACCUCGCCACCCGUUCGGGCCCACUUGCCAGCAAGCUGCAGACAGACUUGGCCACAGAGUAGGAAAAGGGAGGGAGUGUUUUUGUAAGUGCGUUCCCAGGGGAGAGGCGGUCAUUGUCUACUUUGCCAGGACGCCGAUCAGUUGCAGGUCCACUCGGGUUGAGCAAGCACAGUACAGCGUCGCACCUGCUGCAUCCGAGCACGAGGAGCUGCAACUACAACAGAGUCAAGAGAAGAGAACGUCGCCAUCGCACAAGCAUGACAGAGGCCGAAAUCGCGAAGGAACUGGACGAGCGCUGCUUCCUGUCGGCGCAAGCUAUCUCCAACCUCAAGGUGUCCGACCACUUCCAGGUGCUCAAGUUCCUCGGAGAAGGCUCCUACGGCAAGGUCAUGCUGGCAGUGCACAGGAAGAAAGGAACGCCCAUGGCUCUGAAGUUCUUCCCUCGUCAGUCCACGAGUCUCGCGUCCUUCCUGAGAGAGUACAACUUGUCUCUUUCCUACUGCACGCACCCUUCGCUGACUCGGGCGCUGGGCAUCUUUUUUUCAACGUCCUCACACUACGUCUUCGCCCAGCAGGCCGGCCUCUACGGGGACCUGUACAGCGUGAUCGUGUCAGAGGUCGGCCUGGAUGAGGAGAGGGUCCAGAGGGUGAUGGCCCAGCUGAGCGGCGCCGUGACCCACCUCCAUUCCCUCGGUUUUGUCCACCGGGACAUCAAGCCCGAGAACAUCUUCCUGUGUGACAGUUCCUGCCGCUGGGUCAAACUGGGCGACUUCGGCCUGACCCGGGCCAUCGGGUACUCCGUUGGGGCCGUCUGGUACCAGUCGCCCUUCUGCACCCCGGAGGUGGAGCCCGCCAAGGAGGCGGAGGAGGAGAAGGAGUGUGAUGUCACAGAGAAGGAGGAGAAGGAGGCGCUUUGGAUUACGGUGGAGCCGUGCAUUGACAGCUGGGCCUUGGGGAUCCUCACCUACUGCCUGCUGACCGGCUGCUUCCCAUGGGAGGAGAGCACCGGCGACGACCCGCGCUACACCAAAUACAAAGCUUGGUUUGAGCGCGAGAGCGUGGGCGAGAGGGGCGAGGAGGAAGCCGACUGCUACGCCAUCAUGAAGGAGAAUCACAGCAACAACCCGCCUCCAUCAGAGUUCCACGGCCUCAGCUCACUGGUCAUGGCGCUUUUCCGACAAUUGCUCCACCCCGACCCAGAACGGCGAGGGAACCCUGAGGAGAUCCUGAGCUACCUGGGAGGACCCUGGCUCAUGGAGACGGAGGAGGAGCAGAGGAGGAGGGCAGAGGAGGCCGAGAAGGAGGCCAGGAAAGUCAGGGAGACGGGAGGAGGAGUGGAGGAGAUUGUCAGGGAAGGAAGAAAGGAGAGAUGAGGGGACAUAGGAGGGACUUUUCUUUCUAUUUGUCACAAAAAGUUCAGCUUAUUGGGCUUGGGGUGGAAUUUCAGGGUGAACUCAGAAUGCUCUAGAUUCUAGAACCAUCACCGGAGUACUUAAUGGUAUGUCCAGUGAUUGUAUAAAGGUUAUUGAAUUGCAAAUAUUAGGUUCUAUAUUUUCCAUAGUUUUUUAUUUUUUUAUUUUUACACAGUUAUAAAGUAUAUAUGUAGAUGUCAACUGCUGUUGUAUCGAUUCCAGUGUAUAAAUAUGUGUUUUAUUAACAACAAAAAUAAUAAAGAGUAUGAUAAACAUUCAUGAAAA
Messenger RNA from Syngnathus typhle (broad-nosed pipefish), 1697 nucleotides. It is a transcript of the gene sbk3, whose product is annotated as SH3 domain binding kinase family, member 3. The coding region runs from base 258 to 1373 and encodes 371 amino acids. Gene Ontology annotation, molecular function: protein serine/threonine kinase activity; ATP binding. The transcript is spliced from 4 exons. Gene Ontology annotation, biological process: peptidyl-threonine phosphorylation; peptidyl-serine phosphorylation. The record is from RefSeq and is a predicted model, not a curated record. NCBI's taxonomy places the organism in Eukaryota, Metazoa, Chordata, Actinopteri, Syngnathiformes, Syngnathidae.